This is a messenger RNA of Scomber japonicus (chub mackerel), 1547 nucleotides long. It is a transcript of the gene unc119a1, whose product is annotated as unc-119 homolog a (C. elegans). The transcript has 6 exons. NCBI's taxonomy places the organism in Eukaryota, Metazoa, Chordata, Actinopteri, Scombriformes, Scombridae. Gene Ontology annotation, cellular component: centrosome; spindle pole; spindle midzone. Gene Ontology annotation, biological process: visual perception; mitotic cytokinesis; nervous system development. The record is from RefSeq and is a predicted model, not a curated record. Bases 1 to 621 code for a protein of 206 amino acids. Gene Ontology annotation, molecular function: lipid binding.
AUGAAAGUGCAGCAAGGCUGCAACUCAUCAGACAUGGGGAUCCCGGUUAGAACCGAAGAAGAAUUGCGCAGAAAUACCGUAAUAACGCCCGAGGAUGUGCUUGGGUUACAGAAGAUCACCAAGAAUUACCUUUGUUCUCCAGAAGAAAAUGUCCACAUGAUUGACUUCACUAGGUUUAAGAUCCGUGACAUGGAAACGGGGACGGUGCUGUUUGAGAUCACCAAACCUCCACUACCAGACUCGGGAGGCAAAAAGCAUUGUGACCCCAACGCCGGACGUUUUGUCCGAUACCAGUUCACCCCAGCCUUCCUGCAGUUGCGGCAGGUUGGAGCCACAGUGGAGUUUACAGUUGGUGACACACCCAUCAACAACUUUCGUAUGAUUGAGAGACACUACUUUCGCGACCAGCUGCUCAAGAGCUUUGAUUUUGAGUUUGGCUUCUGCAUGCCCAGCAGCAAGAACACAUGCGAGCACAUUUACGAGUUCCCCGCGCUGUCCGAGGACAUCAUGCGUGAGAUGAUUCUGAACCCUUACGAGACGCAGUCUGACAGCUUCUACUUUGUGGACAACAAGUUGGUGAUGCACAACAAGGCAGACUAUUCCUACAGUGGGGGCCCAUAGGAAGACCAGCACCCUCCUGUACUCCCCCGCUGUUCUAGACAUUUUCCAUGUUACCACUUCAGGACCAGAAACAGAUGAGCUGAUGGAUAAAUCACUGGCAGUACACACACACACACACACACACACACACACACACACACACACAACCACACUUAUCUCAUUUCUGUUGGCUCCAUGUAUUUCCAUUCACUUAUUCAGCUCUUUGCCUCACCGUCUUUGCAGGAACAUCACAUUCUGCCAGUGGUGUCAUCAGUUUGCAUCCGUGUGUGUGUGAGUGAGUGCGUGGGCAGUGUCUGUACAUACUGUUGAUUUCAGUCUGUAUAUGUGGGUUCCACUUGUUCAUUAGGCGGGCAUUGAAUCAGUUAAAUUUUGUGUGUUUUUGAUAGCCAUUAAUAGUCAUAAGAGUAAAAGGGGAAAGUGAGUUUUGUUUGUCUUUGCUGAAUCUCCGAGGAAGCAGACGAGGCAGAAAACCAGCUAUGAGACAAGGAGAAAGAUGAAGAAGACGUUACACUAAAGAUUUAAAUACUAAAUAAUCAAUUCAGGUGUAUAUUUAUAUAGUUUGUAUAGGAAUAUCAUUACAUUUCUUACUCCUGAGGUUUCUUAUCAAUUACAUUUCUAGUAGCACACAUCUGAAUGAUUCAGUCCUCCUUCCGUGGUCAUCGGUCAGGUGAAUGUGUGCUUUGUCGAUGUGAAUGUGUCAUUUGUUUAAUGUGUCCAUGGUCUUAGUACUACUAUGUGUACUACAGGAGUAAUUUUUUAAAAGAAAUAGCCAUUUUGAAGUGUCAGAAAACAUCCAUAGGCAGAAUUCACAAGUCAGAUACCAAUUUUGAUAUCCAGUACGUACUCUGUAGUACUGAACACUGUGUAUACUUUAAUGAUGAUACAUGUUGUAAGUAUAAAAUUUUAAAAAGUAUGUAAAGUUUUGA